Pelobates cultripes (western spadefoot toad) is the source of this 23090-nucleotide messenger RNA. Lineage: Eukaryota; Metazoa; Chordata; Amphibia; Anura; Pelobatidae. The record is from the annotation of a GenBank genome assembly.
CCCGCGUCGCGUUCUGUGCGCCGGGCUUACGUCGGUGACGUCACGGCAGCACACGAGGAGCCGUUGAGUGAGUGCUGAGUCGGGUUAGUGGCGGCGCUCGCGGGAUCAGCCGGGUCUCCUGGAAGCAAGCCGCAGCCGGAGCCGACUCUCCCCAGCCCGAGCCCAUCCCGAGCGGGUAACCAGCAGCCGCAGCGCCCCCUCCCCCCCACACACAACACCCGGAAAUGGAGCCCAGCGACUCGGCCCCGGAUUCCUGGGAUCAGGCGGAUAUGGACGCCCCGGAGGCCCAGCUCAACUCAGCCCUGGCCAUGCUCAACGUCAACGCCAAGCCCUUCGUCCCCAAUGUACACGCCGCGGAGUUCGUGCCUUCAUUCCUCAUCAGCAGCAAGGAGGACGGUGAGCAGCGGGCCGGGGGGGGGACAGGGAGGCUCAGCACCACCUCUGGGGCCCAGGGCCGGGGAGGACAUGAUGGGGCCUAGAGCCGGCCGGCAGGGAGGGUGGGCAUGGCUGGCACCCAGAGCCGGGGAGGGGAGGACAUGUUGGGGCCCAGAGCCGGCAGGGUGGGUGGGCAUGGUUGGGGCCCAGAGCCGGCAGGGUGGGUGGGCAUGGUUGGGGCCCAGAGCCGGCAGGGUGGGUGGGCAUGGUUGGGGCCCAGAGCCGGCAGGGUGGGUGGGCAUGGCUGGGGCCUAGAGCCGGCAGGGAGGGUGGGUGGGCAUGGCUGGCACCCAGAGCCGGGGAGGGGAGGACAUGUUGGGGCCUAGAGCCGGCAGGGUGGGUGGGCAUAGCUGGGGCCUAGAGCCGGGGAGGGGAGGACAUGCUGGGGCUUAGAGCCGGCAGGGAGGGAGGGUGGACACGAUGCGGCAGCCCUGAUCUCCCGGCAUGAGGGAGGUGCCUGCAGUGUGAUCGCAGACAGACACCCCAGCCCUCUGUCUGCUCUCACAUUAGGCACAGUGCCAUGUGGGGCCCAUGCCUGGGGUUAUUACAUUGAUUUUUAUGUAGCACUAGCUUGCAUCAGGUAGAUUCCAAAAAGAAAAUAAAUAAAAAAAUACCAUAAAAGUUAUGCGGUAGAUGUGUGUAACCUAUUUAUCUAGGUUUAACGUCUAAGGGGGAUGGUAUUACAUGAAAAUGGCAUAUUGCUACAAUAGAUAUCAUGCUCAACAGGAGAUUGUUCUGAGCAGGUUACAUAGAUUAUGGCUAGGCAGAUAAAACUACACUCUUGAACUUGAGAGGGACAUAGGUAGCAUGUUUACUAGGGUACAGAAGUGGAGUUUUUAUUUUUUAUUUUUUUUAAAAAGCAUGAUUUUUCCACCCGUAAUCACCAUAUAGUCGUGAUGACUCACAGCAUGAGAUGCAGUACAGUUCUUAUUGAGAAUUACUGCUUUUGUUACACCUCCCUUUUGCAGAAGCUUUAGGAGUCGAAUGGUAGAAACAGGUUCGGCUUGGGUAUUGGCAGUUAAACCACUUAUAUUUAAUGUAGUUUUAGCGCAACUAGUUCUUGUUUUUUUGUUUCCCUUCCAUAACUUCAACGAUAAGAUCUUGAGAUUUCAAAAAAGUGCACAUCUGUUUUUUUUUCUCAUUAGUUGAGAUAUAUGGGACGCUUGUGUAAAGUGUGAAUGUCCACGGAUAAACCAUUUCUGCUUGCAUUAAAUAACAUUACAUUAUUUUUUUUUUAUUUAUAUAUAUAUAUAUAUAUAUAUAUAUAUAUAUAUAUAUAUACAUGUAUGUUGGUAUCAGAUGUAUAUAUUUGAAUUGAAGCACCAUAACCACUAUAGCCUGCUGUAGUGGUAAUGGAGCCUGGAGUAUACUUUAGUUAUAGCUGUACACAGCGAAGUAAAGCCGUGCAGGACUUUGCUCCUUGCCUGAGAACAUCUGCUGAGUGCUCUCUGCCGAUACACAUGGCUAUGCUUUUAUUUGUAGUUAUCCUGCUUCUUCUUCUGUAAACUCAUAUUUAAAUAGUUUAGGGAUUUACUGUGUGAUGGCACAGGACACAUUGUGCCAUUACUACUGCAGUGACUGAAGUAGUUAUUAUUCUUGAGGUGCUCUUUUUAAUUAAAAUCCAGCAUUUCACUGUCAAUACUGGAAAACUUGAAGUUUAAAAAUACUUAGAAUUAAAAUUAGAAUGUUCCUUCAUUUGAAAAAAGUCAACAUUCCAUAAACCAAGGCUUUAUGCAGUGCCAGUCAUGGUCAGGGCAGUAGGGGGUGCAGGACUGGAGCGUGGUUGUUACAAUAAUGUGAGACCAACUGAUCCCUGAGAAUCAUAGUAUUAGAGUGAAGGGUGGAAAGUGAUAAUAUAACUGCUACAAAGAAAUCAUUUGAUAACUCAUUUGUCUUCUGCAUUAGAAGCUGUUGUAUUUAAAGGUAUGCUCCAUAACCACUACAACCUGCUGUUGUGUUCAUGGUGCCACUAGUGCCCUGCAGCUCUGACAGUGUCAUUUCUCAAAUCAUUUUAAAAAGGGGACUGCAGCCCCCUUGCACGACCCAGUUAAAGGACCAAUUUAAGCACCCAGACCACUUCAGUUUAAUGAAGUGGUCUGGGUGCCAGGUCCAGUUAGGGUUAACCCAUUUUUUAAAUAAACAAAGCAGUUUCAGAGAAACUGCUAUGUUUAUUAAUGGGUUAAGCCUUCCCCCAAAGCCUCUAGUGGCUGUCUCAUUGACAGCCACUAGAGGCGCUUGCGUGCUUCUCACUGUGAUUUUCACAGUGAGCUCACGCCAGCGUCCAUAGGAAAGCAUUGUAAAUGCUUUCCUAUGCGACCGGCUGAAUGCGCGCGCAGCUCUUGCCGCGCGUGCGCAUUCAGCCGACGGGGCGGAACGGAGGAGGAGAGAAGGAGAGCUCUCCGCCCAGCGCUGGAAAAAGGUAAGUUUAAACCCCUUUCCCCCUUCCAGAGCCGGGCGGGAGGGGGUCCCUGAGGGUGGGGGCACCCUCAGGGCACUAUAGUGCCAGGAAAACGAGUGUUUUCCUGGCACUAUAGUGGUCCUUUAAGUUUUCAAACCUUUUUAAAUUGGUUUGAGAAAUUAUUCUGGGAGAACUCCAGGGCACUGCAGGACAACCCAGUUAGAUUAGGAGUGCCCAAAAGGUUGAUCCCAGAUGUCUUAAAACUAGAGUUUCAAUGUUGCUUAGUUCUACAACAUCUGGGGAUCUACCUUUUGAGCACCUCUGAGUUAGAUCCAUUUAGGAAAGCACUUAAGUGCAAUUUUGUAUCUUGCCGUUCUUUGCUUAGGAGAGACAUCUGGCUUCUCUGGAAAAAAAAGUAGACUGGGGGACCAAGUAAGUUUCAAAACAGUUUCACUGAUUACUCUUGCAGGCUGUAGUGGCGAUCAGGCUAUUAUUUUGAUGUUUAAGAUGAUGCUUAAAGGGACACUAUAGUCACCCAGACCACUUCAGCUCAAUGGACACUUUGAAUGUGCACGUGGCACUUGCCGCGCGUGCGCAUUUGGCUCCGUUGACGGAUGGUGGGGCUGACUUCGGCAGGGGAGGAGCGGUCACCAGUGCCUGGCGCAGGAAUAAGGUAAGCUGCUGAAGGGGUUUUAACCCCAUCAGCACCACGGGAGGUUGACCCUGAGGUUGGGGGCACUAUAGUGUCAGGAAAUCCGCUAUGUUUUCAUGACACUAUAGUGAUCCUUUAAAGUUCUAACUAGCUAUGUGUGAUGGAGAGAAAUUUUAUUUUCUUAUAGUGCACAGAUAACACAGAUGAAUUAACUCCUGCACUAGCAGAGUAAAAUAAUCCCUUUCUCUGCUGCCAAUACAUAGCAGUUUUUGCUGCUCACUUUCAGCAUGAAAAUCAUAUAAAUUCAAGGGAUUAACAAAAAACGUUUAUCUGUAAAACUGAGCAUCUUCAUUGGGGAAUGGGUUCUCUCCCUGAAGCAUUUGCCACUCCGUAGGCUGUUAAAAAUGGGAUAUCUGGCUUCUCUUCUGUGGAUAAAAUAUACGAAUCUGAUUACCCAUGGAGGGAAACGAAUGCAAAAUUUAAACAACUUCAAAGUUCAACAUUUUACAGUAUUUUGUAACAGUAUAAAAUGUUACACAGUUGGUCAUUUAGUUUUUUUUUUUUUUGCUUUUUGUACCUGUUCUGCGUGUUUACUUAUUUAAGCUGGUUUUCUUCUGAAGUAAGUUAUCAUUUGUUUCUCCAUCCUCAUGGGACAAGAGUGGUAAUAAUUUUAGAAAAUUUAAAUGCCAAAAGCUACUAUAAUUUUCCUGGGCUUGUAUAAACCAUGACUUAUGACACUUAAAGGAGCACUAUAACCUUUACGGCUUUGUUGUGGCUAAAUAGGACACUGUAAGCGCUGGUGGAACUGUUUCUUCUGAUUGAAGUGAAUAGUGUCUGGAAUCACCUGGCACCAUCCUCCAUUCAAAGUUAAACUAUUUAAAGUGGUUUAAAGAACAAUAUUUACAUUGCAUGGUUAAACUCAACUCUAGUUGUUUUCCUACAGAGAGCCACUGGAGGUGCUUCCACACCAAUAACAGUGAAACUUUUUUUUUUUUUUUUUUUUUUAAUUCUGUGCUUUCCUAAGAGAUGCGUUUGAUUGGACAUGUGUGAUGUUUAACACCCUCCCAUUCAGUGUUAAACUGCUUGCAAAUGAUUAAAUAUUGAAUAGGGGGGAUGGUGCUCAGUGUCCAAAGACACGAUAACCAUUCACUUAUAUGAAAUAGUGGUUAGUGAGCCUUUAAGGAGUACGGAGUGUUUGGGUGAUGUGCUUUAGUUUUCUCUCCUGCUGUUUUUGAGUAGCUUGAAGAAAAGCUGGUCAUUGCUGUGAUCAAACACCUGCCCUUCUACCGUGGCCCGAUUUGGAGGUUGUAUUUUCAAAUUGGCUGUCUAAUAUUAACCAGAACUAAUAAACCAUCAGCACAACUUUCACUUGACCUGUUAAACAUAAGCUUGUCUAAGUUAGAUUACACUAGUCAUCCAAAUCUUUCAUAGAAAGUGAACAAAAAUUACAUGCAUGGCUAGUAAUCUAUAGUUGUAACAUUCACACAAAUUGCUACUCUUGGUCUGCCCUUUUGCAACUCUAGCCACAUCUGCUUCAACUUCGAUCUUUUUUAAACUGAACAUUCUGCUUGUCUCACCAUAGCUCCUGCUCCCACAAUUAGAGAGAACCAGUUCUGGUUACCUCCUGGUCAGUAGUGAGCUUCUGGUAGAGGAGCAUUAGAAGGCAGUUGGCGCCAUGUAGAUUUUCUGUUUAUAUCAAACCAUUCAAUGUUUUGAUAGUAAAUUGAGGAAUGCUGACGGAGUCUAGGAAACCCAACCACCACAGUUAAUUUGUAGCAGUUAUGUUGUGUAGUGUCCCUUUAAGUAUCAGUGGAUUUGAAUGGGCACAACUUUCCCAAGUCGUUGAUUUUUAGUUUCACAUACUUUGGUUUACAUUGCUUUAACCUUGUUCUUUCUGCUCCAUUCGAGGAGCUUUCAGUUUCUUUAGAGAUGUAUGUUACAGGGCUAGCAGAGUUUUUGUAGUCUUUCUGUUAUAGUUGUUUAGUUUGUCCUUCUAAAGAUUAAGUUUCUCAGCAAGACUCCAUAAUCUGUGUCCAAGUUCUGUAGUUUGACAUAUGUCCUAUUGCUUCUAAUCUCUUUUCCUGUAUGACUAAGGAAAGUCCCACCCACUAUUGCGUAAACUAGUUUUCUGUACUUUGCUUGCAGAGAGCUCACAUGUCCAUUUCUGUUGGCAUAAGAGAAGUCCUUUUCAAUGUCGUUUGAUUAACAAAGGGUGAGCAGCAUCACUAAACGGCAUUGGUUUGCAUUACCUUUUAUUUUCUUGACCCUGAGAGCCAAAACAUCCCAAUGUCAUGUAUUGAAUUUAUAAUCUGCUGGAAAAUACUUCUUUGAAUUUUAAAAUCUCUUAAACUAACAAUAACAUUUAUUGGCUAUAUUAAAGGAAUAAUAGUUCUGACCCUAUAUGUAUUCCUGACCUUAUAGUGUUAAAACCACCAUGUAGCCACCACUGGCCCCAUUUUGCCUCCCUAAAUAUUGUAACAUCUUACUUUUAUUCAAGUCUGCAGCUGCUGCCUCUAACCUGUCUGCUGACAUCAGAAGUGGUGGUCUGAGUCGAUCACAGUGCUUCCUCAUAGGAUUGGCUGAGACUGCCUAGGACGCAGAGCCAGCACAAGUCAAACACAUCCCUAGCCAACCAGCAUCUCCUCAUAGAGAUUAAAUGAAAUCAAUGCAUCUGAGGAAAGUUCAGUGUCUGCAAUCAGAGAAUGGAGACACUGAAUGGCAGUGCGGCACACUAGGCAGGACUGCCCCAGGAAGCACCUCUAGUAGCCAUCUGAGGAGUGUCCAGUGGAGUCAUCAGUAGGGUAUAAUAUAAACACUGCAUUUUCUCUGAAAAGAUAGUGUUUACAACAAAAAGCCUGAAGGGAAUGCUUAUACUCACCAGAACAAAUACAAUAAGCUGUAGUUGUUCUGGUGACUAUAGUGUCCCUUUAUUUUAUCAUAGUAGACCACUGUGCCCCUUUCCAAAAAAAAACAAACCCUGAAAUCCAGCACUGGGAAAGUAUACUCUCAUAAGACAUAUCCUCCUCCUCCUGUGGCAUCGUGUAUUCUCAAUUAAUUUCCUCAAUUAAUCUAGUGCUUCUCAUAUAGUUGCACCGGGCAUGCACAGCUUCUGGUAAAGCAUACUUUGCAUACUGACAUCAGUGGGUUCAGAAUUUGAAUCUUUUCCUGUCUGGAGCCUCUUAUGACUGUCUGACAGGCACUAGUAUGCAUGGAAACGGUAAAAUAUAUAUAUAUAUAUUUUAUUUUUUUGAGGCAGUGCUGUUUAUAGUAGCAUAGCUGCAUGGGGCAUAAUUCGUUCCAACAUCAAUACACCUAUAUGUUUUUCUGCAUUGUCCUGAGCCUUUUAUGUUCCAAACUCAUCUACUUCAGUGUAUUUGGCAAACUUAAUCUCACCAGCUGUUAACUUAAAAUACCAUUAUGCAGAGGGAAUUUUAUUGCUGAUGGCAACAUCUGGAGUCUUGCCAUUUUGCAAAACUGCCUCAUAGAAGUAGUUGCUUUUCACAUUCUGUAAACGCAUCCAUUUUUCUGUAGCAAUUACAGGUUUAGAAACUCUCACUUUGAGUACCAGAAGAAUGUCAUUUUGAGGGAUUGACAUUAUACUUGUGGCAUUUACCUUCUGAGGGUAGGUUACCACUGGGUUACUAUAUGCACUUUUCGGCCAUCUUUUUAAGAGUCAUCAUCCUAUAUUUAUGUUGAACCGCCACCCUGUUGUAAGUAUUCAAGUAGUAAGUAGACUUCUUAUCUUGGUGCUGCAGGGAACCACUCCAUUGAAUUUAUCCGAUAUAGCUGGCACCUCCCUCUCUGAGCUAAACCCAGCAUUGAGGGGUUUAGCUUAUUGUUUGAGAGCAAUCAUCUGACAUACUCGGCCAUUGAACAAGCACUGCAGGGCUUAUCACAGGGGAGCUAACAGAAGCUCCAUCCAGAUUUCAGUCAGAUGUAGUGGAGGCAGGGAGUGGCGCUUGGACUUACCACUCCCCAUCUCCAACACGAGUAAGCUAGAAGUUAAUAAUUGGACAUUUUUGUACUCUCGUUGCCUGAGAGCGAUCAGCUGAGCUAAUGCUAUCUUUAGAAGUGGAUGGGAGCUGCUCCAGGCAUUCCCCAGGUAACCAGUAAAGCUGUCCUAAAACAAUUUGACUACUUAGAGGGGCACCAGGACACGUGCUUCAAGUGUUUAAGUCCUACUUAAAUCUCUGGCUUGCAAUCAUAAUUUUAUAUUUAGAUCUGCUGCCAUUUAAUGGUUUUAUGUGUGACCGUUACCUAUUUUGUAGCCACCUAGUGUCUUGUGUUUUCAGGAGCCAAGCAAGUGCUAUACCAAUAUCCUUCAAUGGGCCUUGACAAAUGUCACUAGCAUCUAGGAGCCGAGCAAGACUUUUAAAUAAGGGGGUGCUCUAAGUACCAUAACCACAACUGCUUGGAGGCCUGUUUUUUGUUGAGGUGUUUGAGUGUAGUUUUACAAAAUCUUUGCUCUCUGGCCUUCGGGACCACCCCUUGCUCUGCCACAUUGAUGAUGCAGAAUUUACACGUCCACAUUUUGAUUACCAGUUCUGUCCAAACUAGAUGGUUGUGAUAGGCUAAGUGUAUGGAAGCAAGAAAGCCAUGUGUUUUAAAAGUGAAAUACUCCUUGGCAAAACAAUCUGCAGAAAUUUGCUCCGUAGAGUUGGCAUCCCCUUUACCUUAGAUCUCCGACCACAUAUUAAUCUAAAAACUAUGUAAUGAUUUCUGUUGUGACCGCAGGGGCAGCAUCUAUGUCCUAAAAUCACUUCAUUUAGAUGAAGUAAUUUUGCUGCUUUAUUCCCCUCGUGACCUGUUUGGAAGCCAUUGAUUUGGUUGCCAUGGAAUUAUUCACAGGCUGAGAACACACAUAAUCAGUGAUAUUUUAAGAUUCGCAUAGUGAGCUGUUAAUAGAGGUCAUUUUGGCUUUCCUUUAAAUUGUCCUGCUGAAAAGCUAACUUGUAUUUUGCCUGAGGCAUCACUGCCUUGGUUUCUGUAUCACCUGAAUGACUGCCUUUGUUGGAAGCACUUACAAUUUUGGUACAAUUUCAGUUAGAGGAUUUUAGUGGCCACAUUAUCAGAGGGCCAGACAAGGGUCCAUGUUAUGGCUGCGUGAGGAGAGCUUAUAAACUCUUUCCACCAUAACCACUGUAACUAUAUUUCGCAGUUACAGUUCUCAGGGUCAAGUUAAAUACUUGUCUUGAAACAAUUGUCCUGAUUUUGUAAAUUAAAGCAAUCUGUUUUACAUGCCAUUAAAAAAAAGUAGCUAAAACCCAGGUUGUCUUGAAUUUACCAUUUUUAAUUUUCGAUAGUUUUGAAACAUGUCCUUUUGGUUUCCCCAGAUACAACCGAUAACUCGGCACAAGAUGAAAAAUCUCUGUCUUCAGAAGGUAUGCAUUUUGUAUAUAUUUUAUCCUCCUGUUUUUCAUACUGGAAGGAAAUUUUUUGAAAACAAUUGAAGUUAUGUGUCCUACAGCACUCUCUAUGAUACUGGAUGUUGCUGCACGGAGGUCAUGACUUGGCAUUUAAUGCCAAGUCACCAUCUCAAAAUAAAUUCAAAAAAUUACACCUUUGAAAUUUAGGGUGGUGGGAUGCAGAUGUAAAACAUUUCAACUAUUUACUAAAACCUGAUCUAAAAUGUAUUUAAGUAUGGAUCUUAUAAGCAACAGCAGUUCUCUGGAGCUGCUCUUAUUUGCAGAGCCUUAAAAUAGAUAACUUAGAGAAGUUACUAGCUGCACAAGUUGUUUUUAAUUGAUAUUGUAGAGGUACUCUAAACACAAUAGCUACAUCUUAUAAUGAUAUUGUCAUGAUGACUCCAAACCAGUCACCCUCAUUUUGCAUGAUUUUUACUUUCUCAUUAUCCAUAAACUCCAUACAGCCAUGAAUGGCAUUGAUAGCUAAACUACCCCAGCACACUCAGCCUAUCGUGUCUAUCCACUGUUGGACAGAUUUUUAUGAAUGGCUUUGAGUUUUGGGAGAUAUCUGUUGUACUGUCUGGACUGCUCAAGAGCAGUUUAACAUCUUUAGCAAUCUGGAUACCCUUCAUAAAAAAACCUGGCCAACCUCCGCCUGUCCUAGUAUGUUAAGUUCCCCCAAUACUUACAGGACCAAUACUAAAUAAAUAAAAAACAUUUUUUUUAAAUAUAUAUAUACACACACACACACACACGCUGAUCGGUCUUUAUACACUGCUGCCCAUCUUACAUAUCACCUAUGCAUUUUUACUUAAAACUUUAGUGUGCUGGGGGGGAGGUGGGGGGACUGACUUAAUGUAAAACAGGGAAAUAGCACCUAAUGACCCAUUUGACUAAGAUUAUUGGUAUUUGUAUAGCGCCGCAGCGUUUUUACAAUAUAAUGAGUGGGUAAAUUUAACAAUAAAUUAGAUAUUUACAAAAUGUUACAGGAACAAUAGGUAGGUGAGAACUCUGCUCAAACGAGCUUACAGUCUAGAGGAGGUGGGGUAUAAAAACACAAUAGGGCAGCAAGGGGGAAAGUAGCAUAGCUGGAGGUAAGGGUGGAGUGGUUCUUUAGAAGAGAGCAAGAGACUGAUAUGUGACACAGAAGUUACACUGGGAGGCCAUAAGCAUUUCUGAACAGAUGGGUUUUGAGGGAGUUCUUAAAUGAUUGAAGACUAGAAGAGUCUGGUGGUAAGCAGGCAGUAACAAAAGUCCUGCAAGCGAGAGUUCGCAUUAAGGGUGCGAGCAGUGGACAGAAUAAGGUCGCCGGCACAGCGGAGAGACCAUGAAGGAGCAUAACUACGAAUUGGUGAAGAGAUGUAACAGCAGCUAGAGUUGUUAAAACGCUUUAUAUGCAAGGGUUAGUAUUUUGAAUUGACACUUGUAGGAUACAGGAAGCCAAUGUAAGGAUUGACUGAGAAGCAGGGUAUGGGAGGACACAUUCAUUACAAAUUGUAGGGGGUAGUACAGCUUCUAGGGAGACCAAUUAUGAGAGAAUUAUAGUAAUCCAUGCGAGGGAUAACCAGAGCAUGAACAAGCUGCUUGGCAGCAUCUUGUGUAAGAAAGGGGCGGAUGCGGGCAAUGUUUUUAAGGUGGCAUCGACCGGUUUUAGCAACCUACUGGAUAUGAGGUGCAAAGGUGAGGCCAUUAUCAAAGAUAACACCAUGAACUUGCAGGAAAGCAAGAGAUGGAUCAACAUUGUGAGGAGGAAAAAUAAUGAGCUCUGUUUUAGAGAGGGUGAGGACAAGAUUGAAUAGGGUCGAGGAGAGUUGGAAUUGAGUAAAUGAGCCAAACUAAAGAAGUCUUUCUAGAAACUUGGGGGGUGGGAAGCAGAGAUAUGGGACGAUAGUUGGAAGGAAAAGAUCUAAAUUGGCUUUUUUAGGAUGGGUACGACAGCAUGUUUAAGGGGAGUAAGGACAACACCAGACGAAAGAUAGCCGUUAAGGAUGGUUCAAGGGGGGGGGAUUGAAUAAAGCGGACCGGUGGUGGGACGAGGAGAAACGCAGCCAUCUCCUGUUCAGUAACUGAGAAGCUUGAAGGGUAGUGAAGGUAUGGUCCAUGUGAGGUUGCGAUAGAGGGGAUUCUUUCCUUAAUUGUUUAAUCUUGUCGGUAAAGUAGCCUGAAAGGCUAUUGGGUGAAAGGUUAGUUUGGGGGUCGUCUUGAGAUGGGGAAAGUGAGUUGAAGGUAUCAGAAGCCUGGGAUUGUGAGAGCAUGGAUGAGAGAGUGAAUGUAGGAUUGUUUAGCCAGGGUGAGGGCUGUGCUGUAUGUACGCAGAGAUGGAUUUAUAAUAAGUCUGCCGAUGCGGAACUUACUCCAGCAGUAUUCAGCUGAUCGGGAGCAUCUCUGCAGGUAGCGGGUUGACUUAGUGUGCCAAUGUUGAAGUUGGGGCUAUAUAGUCACUAUAUAAUGGUUUAGGUACUUCAAGUCCAUACAGUUUUCAGGAUAUGCUGAAUGUAGCCAAAAUAUAUUACACGUGGGAUACAGCUGCUAAACCUAAAAUAUAUAAUAAUAAAAAAGCAUAAUACAGUUGAUGGAGAUAUAAUAAUCUCUGCUAAAGAUUGCACUCACAUGAUUUUGAAGUUAAAUGCGCUCUAAUGGUGCCUCCCCUGGUAUUUGGGGGGUUAAUGUCUCCCUCUUAGGAUCAGGUAUCACCCAAUAUCAGAAACCAAGCAGUACUCCCGACAGGUAGAUGAGUAGAAGAGGUUUAUUGGAAAUAAGUUUUAAAAUUUUAAUUAAAAGACAUUUUGGUCUUGCGUGUUUCGUCCUCUUAUGGGACUUCCUCAGAGACCAAUAUUCAAUAAAAACAAUUACAACAAUGAUGCUCCCAAAAAAAGCAGCCUAAACUAUGCAGAAUGUAGAUAUGUCUGAAACAGUUGUGUUUGCAUCAAAUGCCAAGCUAUUUUAUAAGGUUUUUUUUGUCUUCAGAUUCCAAUGCAGCUGUUGGGAUGGAGAUUUCUGAGCCUGUUGGUAAGUGACAGCUUUUUAUAUUCUGCUGUCAGUUCAGUUAUGUAACACUUUGAAAUUUUGUUGGGGUAUAAGGCACAAUUAAAUGUGUAGUUUUUAGGUUACAGGUAAAUUGGGUAUGUGAAUUAUCUGUGUGUAUUUAUUUUGAUGUCAGUGUGCUUGGAUUUUCAGUCCACAGCAAAUUGAGUGCGUGAAAUCUUUACCUUGAGAAAGCGACCAGUCAUGUGAAAUGUGUUGAGGGCUAUUUAGGAGCCAGCAGAAACAGAGAGAUGGAGCAAUACUGAUGUUAAACUUUGACAUCCUGACAGGAGAGAUACCACAGACUCUGGGUGCAGGGACUGUAACUCACCGUGCGAUAUUUGGCUUUUAUUGCAAGCCUCACUAUUCCAAAAUAUACAUAUUCACUCUCUAAUGGCAAGUGGACGUUUUGGGUCCUGACAAACCUUUGUAAUGCAGUAAGGCUACAUAGAUACGUAAUUAUUAUUUUUUUUUUAAACUGUCCUUUGAACAGUUGAGACAGCUAUUUGUAUUGGCUCUUUUUGUAAACUACAUGGUCAAAGGUAUAUGCGUCCCCAUUGUAAUUAAUGGAAUAGUACAGUAGGCAACCUUGCAAUACUCCAGAUGUUGUGCAAAAAAUCUCCCCUAAUGGUUUGCUAGCAUUAUGGUAGAUACAGUGCAUAUCUGAAGUGUUGAAGGUUUCCUACACCUGGAAAUAGGGUAUAUUCGCUUGUCAUUUAAAAAAAAUUAAAUUCUUUCCUAAGUAGAAAUGUCCAGUGUUUAAUUUUAAAAAUGCUUAACUCGCACCGGGCCUCCCUUAACAUAUAAACAUAAGUCAUUUCCAGGCUGUGCUAACCAACAUUAUAGAUUUCGCUUAAACUCUGAUUAAACGGACUUAACUGUACAUGCCAAGUUUGUACCAAUCUCCUUUACAGGUCAUGCAGAAGAACGUUGCUAUGCACAACCAAUUAUCAUUGAUUUACAUUCUCUUAAAUAAACCCUCCUUAUGGACAGAUUUGUCUUUGGCUGAGCAUGUUGGGUGACUUGCUUAGCCAGUCAGUGGCAUACAGAAGUAGAAUUUCUGUAUUAGUAGUUUUUGUUGGUUGAGGGCAAAACCCACGGGUGCUAAGAACCUGUUCUUGACCAAUAACGGGGUGACGUCCAAAGCCAAACACCAUAACCACUACAUAAUCAUGUAGUAAUUAUGGUGUUCAGGCUUGUCCUGUAAGCAUAGCACUUUGUGUUCUCCAGUAUUGCCAAACCAAUUUUCUGUCUCUUGUGCAUCUCUGCUAGAUGUUGACUUUGAUCCAGUUGACCAUUUCGAAUGUUUGUGUAGGAUUUUGUCCGUGGCAUAAGUUUAAUUCCCAUCAUUCUUUCUGAAUUUUCUUCCAAACUACUAGGCUGCUACUACUUUUAGGUGUUCCCCCAACAGGUCACUAACUGUCAAAAAAACAACUUUCUUAACCAUGCAACCCUUGACUUUCUAUUCUCUCUUGCAGUAGAAAAUGGAGAGACGGAAAUGUCACCUGAAGAGUCGUGGGAUCACAAAGAUGAGCCCAGUGAAACAGAACCUGGAGGCGGUAUAGGUGAUGGAGGGUCUUCUGAAGAUGCUGCACCAGAAAUGAUGGAGGAAGAGGAAGAAAUUGCAAAACCCAAAACAGUUGUAGCACUCCCAGAUGCCCCCAAAAAAGAACAUGUUAACGUGGUUUUCAUCGGGCAUGUAGGUAUGUUGGCCAGGACGCUUGUUCUUCUUUAAUUAAAAAAAAAUGUAUAUAUAUUUUUUUUUUGUCUUAAAUUUAUUAUUUUAACAUGUUAAAUACAAUUAAAGGUUUGCUGAAGGCCCUUUCACUUAUAAGUCUGCUUAUCUGUGUUUGUACCUUCCAGCAAUCAGACCUGAAAUGAUCAAAUGUAUAGUAUAUUACUCGGGUUUAUCAGUGCAUGUGUUUUUGUUUGAGCAUCAUUAAAUGGAAUACAGUUCUGCAUGUGAAUUACCUUAACUAGUUAACAUACUCUGCUUCUAAACUUACUAUAACAAUGGGUAAAAAGUAUUCCUAAUGCAACGUUGUGUCAGGACAAAUAUUUAAAGAUGAUUUCAACAUUAUUCAAGCUCCAAUGCCUUUGGUUUACAGCAAAUUCUUUUAUCACUUAAAGCAUUAUGCAAAAUUUGCACACUGUAAUAAAAUGACUUGAAAAACAAUGUAUUUUUUACAAAUGUUUUCAUCCAAACAAAACCUUUUUACUUACCAUUUCUUUUUAUUUCCAGAUGCCGGAAAGUCUACCAUUGGUGGCCAAAUAAUGUAAGUAUAUUUCAUCUGCAUACAACUCAAUAUUACAAGUGUUGAAUCUGUAAUCAAAGAUGUGAUGAGAACGAUACCAAGAUGUAGACAGUAAGAGUGGCAUAUCUGGGAAACGGGGAUUGGGGUGUGAGGAGACAAACCCGGAGAAAUACAAGUGCAGGAAAGCUCACCAUGGAGUAAUGUCAGGUAUUAUUUAUAUAGCAUCAUCAGAUUCCGUAGCGCUGUACAAUGGGUGGACUAACAGACAUGUAAUUGUAACCAGACAACUGGACAUACAGGAACAGAGAGGUGGAGGGCCUUGCUCAAUGAGCUUACAUUCUAGAGGUUUUUCUUCCUCAAUAAUAUUACAAGAGAGGCUUUAAAGGAACAGAUAAAAAUGUCUUGUUAGGUUGGUCAAACUGAAUCUGUCCUUUUACAUUGAUGUUGAACAGUACUAUUGUAGUGAGCAAUAAGUCCAAUUCCAAGUAAACCAUAGACUGCUAGUCCACAAAUAUGUAAACUGGCUAUAUCAUAUCUUUCUGUGUGUGGCUAUAUAUUGUUUUAUUUUUAUUUUUUUACUUUGUUUAGGUAUUUAACGGGCAUGGUUGACAAAAGAACACUUGAGAAAUAUGAAAGAGAAGCUAAAGAGAAAAACAGAGAAACCUGGUAAUUUUAAUCUUACAUGCACACGUAUACACAGUUAAUAAACUGCUGGGUAUUCGGCAUUGGAAUUAUACUAUGCUUAUAAAACAAAAAAGCACUCCAGUCAUUUACAACUCAUAUCUCACAACAUUAGCACUACAUGACCGAUUUAUUACUGCCCUCUUUGUUCUAUGCUGACUCUGUAAACUUUGUAGUCUACCGUGCACAUUUUUUAUUUCUGAGAAGCAGUCAUGCUUUUUACAUUUCAUAGUGUUAACUAGAGGUCUUAUUUGUUUCAGGUAUCUCUCUUGGGCACUAGACACAAAUCAGGAAGAACGAGACAAAGGUAAAACAGUUGAAGUUGGCCGUGCUUACUUUGAAACCGAGAAAAAACACUUUACUAUCCUUGAUGCCCCUGGCCACAAGAGCUUUGUUCCAAAUAUGAUUGGUGGAGCUUCUCAAGCUGACCUGGCUGUUCUAGUAAGGCACAUUUAUUUAUUAAAUUUUUUUAUUAUUAAAUGUUGAUUUUGAUAUUUUUUCUGUGAGAUACAUACACUUGAAGUUCCUGUGUUUUGUGAUUAAAAGCUUGUUAUACAAAGUCUUGACAAGCUAGAAAGUGAUGGCCAAUCCUGAUGCUUUAAUGGCAGGUGUGGUUUAGCUUUUGCAAAUGGGUGGGGGGGUGGAGUGACAAAACAAAAACAUACUAAUUGUAACCUAUAUUUACACAUUGCUCCUAAUGAGUUAGUGUUGCAGGUGUCGCUUCAAAUGUCUGCAUUAAAACAAUGCUUACUUCAUGGCUUAAAACUUAUGUCCUAUGCUAUUAACCCGGCCUUUAAAGUUACCCACAUACCCAGCAAGGACUAAAUUUUACUUGCCAAAGCACUUGCUAGGUGAAAUUGUGAGCAAUGUUCGCAUGAUGUAAAUUGAUGCACUUAACACCAUAACCACUACACUAGUGAUGGUGUCAGUAGUCCCUUGUGUCGUCCUAGUGUAAGACAUGCGUAAUGUAGGGAUGCAACUAAUUUUUUAUUUUUAAAUCUGAUCAAAUAAAAAAAAAAAUGCUCAAAGUGAAUUAACACUUUAGAGAAUUUAAAUGAGUCAUGGCCAUCACUACCGUUGGGAUAUACUUUUAAGUACUACACACAUCCAGAUACAUGCAUGGCUAUACAAAUGCACACACACACUAAAACAUUUUAUUUAGGCACCCUUGAUUUUAGUUACCAUUUUGCAGCUUGAUCAUGGCUUCCCUGUGGUGCAGUGGGGAUUUUUAAAGGACCAUUCUAGGCACCCAGACCACUUCAGCUUAAUGAAGUGGUCUGGGUGCCAGGUCCCUCUAGGAUUAACCCCUUUUUUUUUUUUUUUUUUAUAUAAACAUAGCCGUUUCAGAGAAACUAAGUUUAUAAAUGAGUUAAUUCAGCCUCUAAAGCCUCUAGUGGCUGUCUCAUUGACAGCCGCUAGAGGCGUUUGCGUGCUUCUCACAGUGAAAAAUUUCCUAUGAGACUGGCAGAAUGCGCGCACAGCUCCUGCCGCGCAUGUGCAUUCAGCCGGAGAGGAGGAGAGCUCCUUGCCCGGCGCUGGAAAAAAAAAGGUAAGAUUUAACCCUUUCCUCGCCAUACUUUUUACCCGGCGGGAGUGGGACCCUGAGGGUGGGGGCACUAUAGUGCCAGGAAAACGAGUAUAUUUGUUUUGUUUUUUCUGGCACUAUAGUGGUCCUUUAAGCUUGCUUGGGCUGCAUGUGGCAAGCUCCUCUUCUCACAUGUGGUUUCUACGAGUGCUGAUAGGAAGUGAUCUGACAUUACUUCCUCCAGUGCUGCACACAAGAAUGAACAAUGGGCAGUCCGUUAAGCGUUCUAGUAAACUGGAGUGUGAUCCGGUCCAUACAGGCCCCACUGCUUUUACUGGCUAGUACUAGCUAUGACCCUUAAUGGCUUCCCUGCUUAGCACCAACAAUCACAAUACCACCCCUGUCUUAAUAUGACCUUUUGCAUGGGAUGUACGUCUGUGAAAUGUCGGUGCAUAUACAUGUAUUUCUGUAUAGUAUCGAUGUGAGGGUGCGGGGUUAUUUCUGUGGAACCUCAAUGUACGAUUUAUGGAGAUGUUUCAUUGGUGUGUCCGUGUAUGAACAUGGAGGUGUAUUUCUAUAAAUACCAGGGGACAAAUGAGACAGUGGUGGAGAGGAUGCAGUUGUAUAAAACUUCUGUUUCAGCAUAGCUUUGCAGACUGGGAGGACAGUGGGUGCAGAGCAGAUUCAGAUAUACUGUUUGACCGUUUACCCUGGGGAUGCACCAGGAGACUCUGUACUUCAUAGUGUACUGUUGGUGUUUUGUGUACCUAUAACAGUCAAUCCAUGCCUCUCUAAUUGCUGGUAUAAUUAUCCCAGAGUGAAUUAACAUGAUGGAAAUUGUAGUCUAAGGUUUAGAACUACACUUAGUCCCUUCUAUACCUGCCUACAUUUUAAUUCUCUUUAAUGGGUGCUUGAAGUGAGGUUCCUUUUGUAUGCUUUCUGUAUGUAGAUGGGACUUGUUGCUUGUAUAGCAGACUCUGUAAACUGGUGCUCUUGAUACAUUGCAAUGAGUAAACCAUGAAUGUGUUUUUAAUUUUUUUUUCUUUUUUUCUUCCUUGCAGGUAAUCUCUGCACGAAAAGGUGAAUUUGAGACUGGAUUUGAAAAAGGAGGGCAGACGAGAGAACAUGCCAUGUUGGCAAAAACAGCCGGUGUAAAACAUUUAAUAGUUCUUAUUAAUAAAAUGGACGAUCCAACAGUGAACUGGAGUAAUGACAGGUAAUUAAUUUGCAUUAGUCGGAGAUGGCGUGUUGCACCGCAUGUGUUUUAGGAUCAUUUGCACAGAAUGACCAGGAAAAUGUCAGUCAGUGAGGCACGCAUAGCUUCAUCUGUUCUAGAUGCUUUACCACAGUCUAGUUGUAGGUCAAUUGUUUGAAGAAAACAUAGCUGAAUAUAUUAGUUCAUAGUAAUUCCUUUACUCUGAUUUUAAGUGUUUAUGUUUUUGUCUUUUGUUAGGUAUGAAGAAUGUAAAGAAAAGCUUGUGCCGUUUUUGAAGAAAGUUGGUUUUAACCCUAAGAAAGAUAUUCACUUUAUGCCAUGCUCAGGACUGACUGGAGCCAACCUUAAAGAACCAGUCGAUUUUUGCCCAUGGUACAAGUAAGUGUUAAAAAUUAAGAUUCUCAUGCAAAUGUUCUGUACAAAUCACAGGGGUGCAAUCCUACACAUACUGUUCUAGUUGAAGUAACAAUUCUUUUAACAGAUUGGUUUUCCUAACUCUCCAUAUAUCAGUCUACUUAAACCUUUUUGUUCCCCAUUACGAUUUUCCCACUCUUCCCUUUUGCCACUCAACAGUUGUUCUGCCCUGUGCCAGUGUCCUUCUGCCCUUUUAUCUUUUCAAUUUUCCUGUACCAGUCUCCCCUAUUCUAAACUCCUUUUCAUUCAACUGCUUUGUAUUUCAUUACUUCUUAUUAAAUUGGUGCAUAAAGGCUUUGUCUAGGAGUAUGAGGCCAUGUCGAACUGCUCUCUGUGGCUAGUUUAAUAGUCUUGUUGCGUACUCUUUAAUACUUGUGAAAAGUUUGUGCUUGUGUCAUGAGUUGUAUGUAAACCCAAAUGUUGCUGAUCAAUCCUAUUCUUUCUGUAGUGGCUUAUCGUUUAUACCAUAUCUGGACAACUUGCCAAACUUCAACAGAUCAUAUGAUGGACCUGUCAGGCUGCCAAUUGUGGAUAAGUACAAGGUGGGUUUUUUUUUUUCCCCACAACAUUAAGUCUUUUAUUUUGAAUGUACAAUUUUUCAGUUACUGUAACCUUUGUAGCUUGGUGCAGGUGUAUUCAGUAUAUGUUGACUUAUUGCAAUAGAAUUACUGUUAUUAAAUUAUGUGCUGUGAUUAGCUGUAAAAUGUGGCAUUCUAUCGGUUUUUAACCUGUUUUUGUUUCUUUACAGGAUAUGGGUACAGUUGUUCUAGGAAAACUAGAAUCUGGUUCAAUAGCUAAAGGACAGCAGCUUGUGAUGAUGCCAAACAAGGUGAGAUUUGAUUUUGCUUAAACCUUUUACAUUCUUUUUAAAGGACCACUAUAGUGCCAGGAAAACAAACUUGUAGGUGUAAAUAGGCUCUAGGGGGUGGAAGAGGUUAAACGUUUACCUUUCUCCAGCACCGGGGACUCUCCUCCCUCUUCCGACGCAUGCGCGGCAAGAGCCGCGCACAUUUAAUCAGUCCAUAGGAUUUUCCUCUGAAACUGCGAUGUUUACAGCUGCAGGGUUAACACUAGAUGGACCUGGCACCCAGACCACUUCAUUGAGCUGAAGUGGUCUGGGUGCCUAUAGUGGUUUUUAAAGAUUCAGUGAAAAUGUUAUGGGGAUUUUUCACCCAGUGGAGUAUAGUCUUGACAAAAUGAAGAUAAAAAUCAUUGUUAUGCUUUAAACUUUGUUAAUCUACAUCAGGUAUAAAUAUCUUGCUGUUUUUUUUUUUUUUUUUAAUACAGCACACAGUUGAAGUUCUUGGGCUGCUAUCAGACGAAGUGGAGACAGAGCUUGUAGCGUCAGGUGAAAAUCUGAAACUCCGACUUAAAGGCAUUGAAGAGGAAGAAAUCCUUCCAGGUUUUAUUCUCUGUGAGCCAAGCAAUCUUUGCCAUUCUGGACGCACGUUUGAUGCCCAGGUUAGAUGAUCCCAUUUCAAUGAUUAUAGCAGCAUAGUGAUUGUGAUGGUUAGGUGUACGUUGCCCCCAUUAAUGUGGCAAACUUUUUUUUUUUUUUUAUUGGUUUGUUCUCUUACCACUAAUACAAAUUUCAGGCGUCUGCAAAGCAAAGAUCUUGCCGCUUAUUGAUUGGCUGAGAGUUAGCUGACCACUCUGACAGUGAAUGAGCGUCUGCAUCGAAAUUUUCUCAGAACUGACCUGAACUAAUAUUGCAAGAGAGCAAAGUUACACCUCCAACAGCAGCGUAGUUUAAUAUUCAAAUUUUAAAGUGAAACUCUGAAACCGUGAAACAGUCUCCAGACACAAUGACCACUUCAAAUCACUGAAGUAGUCAUGAUGUAAUCCUGGAAUAACCUUAAGAUCGCAAUAGGUGACAUGCCACUUAUAUAAUGUGGAUAGAUUCAUGGAUACAUUGCCUCCUAGAAUUAAUGUAUUUUUUUUGUUUUUGUUUUUUCCAGCUUUUAGUAGCUUCACCGGCGUGGGGUGGGGGUGGUGGGGUUAGUUAUAAACUGGGUACUCUAGAUCAGGUCUUAAAAUUUACCCUAGUCAUUAGCGAAUGAAAGUUUAGCCCUUGCAAGUAGAAAUUAACACCUGAUACUCAUACUAUGACUUGUAGUGGCAAGUAAGUUUUAUGGCAUGGCUAGUAGAAUAGAACUUCAAAUUUUAAUCCCUACUGUAGCUAAUGCAUAAAUUUGCUGGUUUGUUUUUGUAUAUGUUCAUUUUUAUUAUCUUACAAAUUUUAUAUGUAUUGCAGAUUGUCAUUAUCGAGCACAAAUCUAUCAUCUGUCCUGGUUACAACGCAGUGCUACAUAUUCAUACCUGUAUUGAAGAAGUCGAGAUAACAGUAUGUGUUUCCACAUAUCAACUCGUUUAGCAUAGCUGGCUAUUCGGUUGUUUUUAUCUGUUAAAACAAAUAUUUUCUUGGGUGGGGGAAUGCACUCCAGCUGCUGAUCACUAAUUUGUGAACAGAUGUCACUGACCGGCAGCUCAUGCAUGUGUAGUCCUGCAACAAGUGACCGUUGCAGGACUACAGGUGAACAUUAGUUGAUAAGCAUAAGUCUAUGAUUUUAAUAGUAUUUGCUCAGCGAGCAUCCAUGUAGGAGCAAAGUUAUCAAAGCUGGUAUUUGUUUAUUUGCAACACACUGCAUAUUGUGACUCCAUGCUUCUUGAAUAUUUGUAAAGCCAAGCUUCUAAAUAAUGUGUUAACUCCUCUUGGUUUUUGUUUGUUUAAAGGUAAAGGGACGCUUGGCACAAUGGCUCUUAAGAUAGGACACUGCAGUUUAAUCAGAGUAACAUGUCUGUAUCCUGUAUCUAAAGUUACUUCCUUUUUUUUUUUUUCCAUCUCUCUAGGCCUUAAUCUGCAUGGUAGACAAAAAAUCAGGGGAAAAGAGUAAGACACGGCCCCGAUUUGUAAAACAAGAUCAAGUAUGCAUUGCCCGCUUGAGGACAGCGGGAACUAUCUGCCUUGAAACCUUCAAAGAUUUCCCUCAGAUGGGUCGAUUUACCUUGAGAGACGAAGGUAGGAUACUGAUGUUUUAAAAUGACACCAGUUUAAAUUGAAUGUGUAGUUCACUUUAUAAUAUGAUGCUAUUCUUCCACUGCUACAGUUGUAUUCUCACCACAUUUCUCUAAUUCUCCAUUUAGGUAAAACCAUUGCAAUUGGAAAGGUCUUGAAACUGGUUCCAGAAAAGGACUAAGUUGUUAUGUUUUCUUUUUUCUUUUUCUUUUUUUUUCUUCUUUGUUUAAAUUUUUAUUUUAUUUUAUUUUUCCUCUUGAUCCUGCACAAACGUGAGGAAAAUUGACUAUACAGAAGCCUACUUCACAUCGCCUUCUUAUUUUCUGCCCAUUGACAAACAAUUCCCAGAGAUCAAUUUCACAGCAGAAAUACUAUGUCCACAUUGUCAGCUUUCUCAUAUUGAGAGCUCUGCUAUGCCACUGUUGUACACCCCCUGGAUCUUUUUUUUUUUUUUUUUUCUCAAAUCCCGUCUAAAUUCCAUUUCUUUGGAGAGAUUUGGCUAUAGCUUUUAAGUCAUGUGGACAGUUGCCUACAUACCCAAUUAAAAUUUUUAUAAUUUUUUUUCCCCCUCCUCUUUUUAAAUGAAACAUUUUCCCUUUCCUCACCUCCAAAAAAGACAACUUUGAAAGGCAGAACAUUAAAAGUGUGCGAAUGUGUGAGCACAUGUUACAAAGAACUACCACCAUGUUAAUAAAAUAUUCCAUUUAAAACCCUUAUUCGGUAUUUGAAUUGCUUUUCAAUGCUAUUUUUAUUUAUUUUAAUUUUUUUUUUAACCUGAAUGUAACACCUGCUGCGUUAAAUUUUUAAUUUUCCAAGUAACCAAUAUUUUGGCUUGGACCCCUAAAUUAUAUACCCAUUACCCUUUCCCAACAAAUAUGCCAUAUACAGAUAGGUUUGUAAUAUUUCCAGUUGCCCUUAUGAAGUGUUAACUUUGCGUGCCAGGCCUGGUGAGCAGUCUCCUGGGCAAUUCGCAUGUUGGCGGUCUUACAAAUUAACUGCAUUUAAGCAAACUUGACUCUGCUAUUGUUAAUCACAAGAUUGUUUUGAAAAGAAAAAUAUAUUUUGAAGUUUGAGUGUAAGUUCAUCAAAAGGCAGGUGGAGUAAAAUACUUGUAUUUUCUAUAUUCAAACACUAUCUGUGUAUUAGAAAUGAUGAGGGGUCUGUUACUCCUCAUCUCUGCAAUACUCCGUUGCAGGUUUCUUCAGCAUUUCAAGGGAUGAAAUUACAAGCUUGCUAGAAAAUGUCAGAUUUCUGAUUUUAAAUGGAAGUCAUUACUAGCUUUUAAAACAGGCUCCAUUUUAAUAUUGACUGGAAAAGAUUCCAGUUCUUGAUUCCAGUUAAGUCUUUGUGUUGUGUAAUAUAAAGACUUGACUUCUUAUCCUUGCUGCUUUAAAACUUGUUUGAGAUGAGCAGAGGACUAUCAUUUAUUAAGCUCAUACGAGUUUGCACAUAUUGAAAUUUUGGAUAUAUGAUCUUAGAUAGUCCUGCCGUCUGUAAACUGCAUAUCAAGAGUUGUGCUUCUCUAGAACUGAAAGCAAUGUCUCUGAGUUAUUAGAAACUACAUCAGCCAACUUUGUAAGCCUUCUCUCCCUCUUAUCCUCAGGAUACCAAGAGCAAAAGUGUAGCGAUUAUGAAAUGAAACAUCCACUGAUACAACAAAAUGACCUUAAUGAAAAGUAUGUUAGAAGGCAUAUAUGCUCAUGUCAGGCAAUGCCUGAAUUUGAUCAUAUGUGUUGCCUUGUAACAAUUUUUAUUUUUUUAUUACAUUAAAAUCUGGUUGUUUUGGCAACCUCUACACAACUGCAGUUUUCAAAAGUUGAAACCGUAAAGAUUGUUUAACCCAAUUUUGUUUCUUUGUAACUGUGAUUUCACAUUCAUUUCACCUAUGAGGCUACAUUGUAAGGCCAGAGAAAUUUAUUGUCCUUCAGUUUCAAUUGAUUGCUCUUGUAGCUGCCGUAAUGCAUGAAAUGGAAAUAAAUUUUAUUAUGUCGGCAAAGAUGUGGGUUUUCAGUUUUUCUGGUCAGACCUUUUUUUAUUAUUUUUUUACAUUUUGUGGUAUUGUGGGGGGG